Rodentolepis nana is the source of this 1077-nucleotide messenger RNA. Lineage: Eukaryota; Metazoa; Platyhelminthes; Cestoda; Cyclophyllidea; Hymenolepididae. The record is from the annotation of a GenBank genome assembly.
AUGGAAAAUGAUGAUAGAGUUGACGAUCAUAUUCAACGCCAUUCUAAUCCAAACGAGACAAAUCCUUACGGACCAAAUUACUACCCACGUACAAAUCACCUUCAAAGACUUCUUGAUUAUACUACGGAUUAUCAUCAGGGAAGCGCAGGAAACAUUCAAGGAGACGUGAGUUCAACCUUGCUUGUCCAAAUAAAAAUUGAAGGAGAUUUUAAUUGCAAGCUUUCAAACAGAGUUUCAAAUCAAUUUUCACGCACCGAUCUGUCCCCACCGUUUUUCACUUCAGGAUCAACAAAUUACUUAAAUCAGAAUACUCUAGCUCAAAUUAAUCCUUAUCGACCAAAUGGGGCCUUUACUUCGCCUUUCUACGAUUCUAUGCAGAAUUUGACCUUCAUGACAAAUCAUAGAUCCCCACUUUCGCCGUCCUAUACAGAAGCAGGCAAAGCAGCAUAUCAACCGACUACUGAUGACUUACUUCCAAAUCCAAUUAAUACUUGGUCACCUACACCUCAAAAUUCAGUGUCUUUCAAUUCACCAAGGCCAUCACAAAAUGUGAAUGGUUCGAGUGGGGAUAUUUUGUGGAAUGCCUUCCAUGGAACAGGUGGUUAUACAUCCUAUUCAAACUACUCGAACUCCCCACAACAACACUUUAACUCCACUUCAAAUAAUCUACAUUCCAAAGUGUUGCAAUAUCAUAAUCGAUGUCAGAGGAGACAACAAAAUUGCCCUUAUCCGCAAAUGUUCGACUUAAUUCAGCACCAGUGGAGACGCCAGCCUGUUCAAGGUGAGAUUAGCCAGUCCGGGAAACACCAAUCAACAAUCGCUAAUGGUACUGCCAAUAGAGUCCAAGGUUCAACUCGCCGGGAAAGGACAAUUUAUUCCUCAGAACAACAAGAGAUUCUGGAGAAAUUCUUCUCCAUCAACCAGUAUCCCGACAUCAGUGCUCGUGAAGAAUUGGCCGAGAAGGUGGAACUACCGGAAUCGCGAAUUCAGGUUUGGUUCAAGAAUCGACGAGCCAAGGAACGCAACCGUGAAAAACAGAAGCAGAGAAUACAUUUUACCGACAAUAUGACUGAAUAA